Messenger RNA from Capsicum annuum, 1339 nucleotides. Its product is annotated as cystinosin homolog. Gene Ontology annotation, biological process: L-cystine transport. Bases 321 to 1145 code for a protein of 274 amino acids. Gene Ontology annotation, cellular component: vacuolar membrane. NCBI's taxonomy places the organism in Eukaryota, Viridiplantae, Streptophyta, Magnoliopsida, Solanales, Solanaceae. The transcript has 8 exons. The record is from RefSeq and is a predicted model, not a curated record. Gene Ontology annotation, molecular function: L-cystine transmembrane transporter activity.
AUAAAAGUUUUUGCUAUGCACGAAUUUCAAAGAAAAUCAAAUCAUAAAAAUCUGUUUCUUCAUAUCAAAACUUUCAUACAUAAAUUUGGAAAAUAGGAAUUGAGACGCAAAGGAGUCACAAUUCAUUGCAUUGCAUAGAAAGGCUAACACUCAACUGCAUGGCCAUGGGGGCCCAAAAUGUCAGUUCCCAAAAUCUAUAGACCAUUUUGAACCAUUCUCUAUUCCUAUUGGCUUACGUAUUCAGCAAAAAAAGAAUCUUUUUUUUAACUAUAAAUCUGAACAUAGAGAUCCUUUUGAUCAAUCAAAUUAUUGGUAUAGUGAUGGCAUCAUGGAAUUCAAUUCCUCUGGAAGUUCUAUACGAUACUUUGGGAUGGAUUGCUUUUUUCUCUUGGUCUAUUAGCUUUUACCCUCAAGUUAUCUUGAAUUUCAAACGCAAAAGCGUGGUGGGGUUGAAUUUUGAUUUUGUGGUGUUGAAUUUGACGAAACACUCAUCUUAUCUCAUCUAUAAUGCUUCCAUGUUCUUUAGUUCUGUUGUUCAGAAGCAGUACCGUGAGAAAUAUGGUCUUCAUGAGAUGAUACCUGUGGCUGCCAAUGACGUUGCUUUCUCAACCCAUGCUGUUCUAUUGACAGCAUUUACCCUAUUUCAGAUUGUUAUUUAUGAUCGUGGAAAUCAGAAGGUCUCAAAGACUUCUAUUGGGAUCGUGUGUGUUGCUUGGUUAACUGUUGCAGUUUGUGUGUUCGUAGCUCUCCCCAGCCACUCCUGGCUUUGGCUGAUCUCCUGCUUCAACACGUUACAGGUUGUCAUGACAGUUAUUAAGUACAUUCCUCAGGCUAUUAUGAACUUUCAGCGGAAGAGCACUAUUGGAUUUAGUAUCGGCAACAUUUUGCUGGACUUGCUUGGUGGUGUUACAAAUUAUGGCCAGAUGGCAGUGCAAUCCAUAGAUCAGAAUUCAUGGGUGAACUUUUAUGGAAACAUUGGCAAGACUUUAUUGUCAUUGGUGUCAAUAUUCUUUGACCUUCUCUUCAUUUUGCAACAUUAUGUGAUCUAUCCUGCUUGGAAGAUUGGGACUUCUCGAGAUGUUGAUGUGAUAGGCAAGAAGCCGUUACUUAAAACUUCUGAUGACGAAAACAAGGAAGAUGUAUAAUGGCAUCAUUCAUUGGAAAAUGUGUCUCUACUGUAAAAUAGCAAAUGUAUAUUUUGAUUAUGUACUCAGUAAUUCUAAAGUAGAUGCGCCUAAAUGGAACAACAUGGCAGUAAGGAUUCUCAUAACCAACGAGAACGAAGCAUAGAUGUUGUGCACAGUUACUCUGAAUUAAAUACAGAUACAUUAUUAAAGAA